Molecule: messenger RNA, 1014 nt
Organism: Protobothrops mucrosquamatus (brown spotted pit viper)
Lineage: Eukaryota; Metazoa; Chordata; Lepidosauria; Squamata; Viperidae
Product: retinol dehydrogenase 12
Exons: 6
Coding region: 1-1014 (337 amino acids)
Source: RefSeq, a predicted model, not a curated record
AUGGAGGGGGCCGCUCUCCUUUCCCACCCGCUCUGGUUCAUCUGCUCCCUGGCCCUCCUGGCGCUGCUGUGGGCACGAGGGAGAAAAAGCUGGAGACCUGAUGCUUGUCCCGUAGACCUGAGUGGCAAGACGGCCAUUGUCACUGGAGCCAGCAGCGGAAUUGGCAAGGCCGUCGCUCUUGACCUGGCACGCAGGAACGCACGGACAAUCCUGGCCUGCCGCUGCAGGGACAAAGGCCAGGCUGCAGUGGAGGAGAUCCGUAGAGCCACGGGGAACCCCCAGGUGCAGCUUCGUCUGCUGGACAUCAGCUCCAUGGCCUCCGUCCGUGACUUUGCCAGGAAGUUCCUAGAGGAAGGGAGCCAGCUGCACAUCCUGGUGAACAAUGCGGGUGUCACAGGCCUGCCAUUUGCCAUCACGGUUGAGGGCCUGGAGCUCACGUUUGCCACCAACGUCUUGGGCCCCUUCCUGCUCACCAACCUGCUACUUGGUACCAUGGUGGCCUCUGCUCCAGCGCGCAUCGUGAACGUGUCUUCCUUCCGGCACUUCUGUGUCAGGAAAGUGGACCUGAAGUGGCUGACCGGGGAGGAACUGCCCAAGAAUGCCAGCCACGCCUACGACUGCACCAAGCUCAUGAACGUCGCCUUCACCAUAAAGUUGGCCCAGAGGCUCCAGGGCACCGGCGUGUUGGCCAACGUGCUCAGCCCAGGACUGGUCCGGACGGAGAUCCUGCGCAACUACGGCCGGGCCAGCCGCCUGCUCUACAGGCUGUGCAGCCCCUUCAUGAGGAGCCCCCAAAAGGGAGCCACCAGCACCCUCUACUGCGCAGUCGCCCCGGAAGUGGAGGGGAUUUCCGGCAAGUACUUCGACAGCAACUGCACCCUGGUGCUGCCUCAGGACCUCGCGCAGGACCCGGGCCUAGGCAAGAGACUGUGGGAUGCGCUGGAGAAGGCCACGGGCCUCAAGACGGAGGGAAGCCAUCAGGCGGUCUCAGGCCCUCUGGGAAGGGAACGUUAG